AUGGCCAGAACAACAAGAACCGACAGUCUACUAUCUGGCGUAGACACAAUCGACACCCGCUCAAUACUGUCAAUGCAAGAACUGGACCCUUCGCCCGUCGACGAUGAUCCACCUGAUAUCGAGACGGGGGACUACUUCCCUGAGCCGGCGAAUACAAACGGAGAACAAGCUCGAUCUUUUGGUAUUUCGCGGAUAGGACUGAAGUCGCAUUCAUGGGAUUAUUGGCUAUCGGCAAUUCAGCGAUACUCGACGUAUCCGCCUACAGUCUUCUUCGCAUUACAUGCGAUCAAUACCUCGCUCAUCCCUCUUGCGACUCGCUCAAUCCCGUCCAGCGAUUCGUUCCUAUUACUCACACGACCCAUCUAUCAAUCCCCUUCCCUGGAACCUAUCAUGGUCGCACUCCCCAUCGUCGCACACAUCGCAUCCGGAAUCGCAUUACGCAGCAUUCGAGCACGCCGCCGCGCCAAAAUGUACGGCGCCGAACAACGGAAUCAGCGCUAUCUGAUCAAAUCCUGGCCUGUGCCGAGCUUACAGGCCAAGCUAGGUUAUGCCAUGAUUCCGCUUGUGGGUUUACACGUGGGUGUUAACCGGGUUAUUCCGUUGGAAAUCGACGGCGGUAGUUCAAGCGUUGGAUUGGGUUAUGUUGCGCAUGGAUUUGCGCGGAGUCCCGUUUUCUGGAAUUUGUUUUAUAUUUUAUUUGUUGCGGCGAGUGUGUGGCAUUUGGUUGGGGGUCUUGCGACUUGGAUGGGUGUUAGAGUUACUACUGCUCGGAUGGAGAGGGGUUCAACUUCCAAGACUGGGAUAUUGGGUGAGACGAGGGAAGAGACGGCUAGAAGGAGGAAGAAUAAGUGGCUUGUUCAUGGUAUUGCAGGGAUUACGGCUGCUAUUUGGCUUGCUGGUGCUUUGGGGAUUCUAUCCACAUGCAAAUUCGAUAUGAAGUGGCCCGUGCGUCCAAAAUAUUUCUUUCUCUUUGAUGACUCCGAUUUGAUCACUCCGCGACAAAGCGUCGAAUGCUAUGGCAGGCCAAUGAAGCGAAUACUGCCUAGAUUCUACACUUCAUUCAGAUCAGCAAUUGAGUCAAUUACUCCAACUGUCCAAAUCCAGUACCCUAAACUACUGUUACUACGCAACUACCGCUCCACGGGAGCAAUGACAUCUACCUCCAACGAGGCGCCAGCUUCAGCGCCAACAGAAUCCCCCAAAACUAUAGACCUAAACAACAAAAAAUACGAACCCGUCAAAGAAGGACUCGCAUAUAUCCUAAAACCAAUCAGCGAUAAACCCCCGAAUCUGAAACCCCGCGGUAGCGGAUUCGAGCAACAAGCUUCGGUGUUUUAUAAUCCGAUUCAGCAAUUUAAUCGUGAUUUAAGUGUGCUUGCGAUCAAGGCGUUUGCGAAUCAUCAUGUGGCGCUUGUAAGGGAGCAGAAUUUGAACAGAUUGAAUAGGAGGAAGAAGGGUAAGGAGGGGAAGAAGAGGAAGAGGGAGGAGGGGGAGGAGGAUGAUGUUGAUGUUGAUGGUGAGGAGGUGAUGAAGAAGCAUCAUGGGGAGGGGGAUGAAGGACAGCGACGGGCUGCGGAUGAGGUUGUUACGGGGUUCGUACCGCCAGAAGCAGGAGCAGAUGCACAGAAGUCAGCUUCAACGAAACCGGUGAACUUUCAAAUCCUCGAUGCACUAUCAGCAACAGGUCUGAGAGCACUACGAUAUGCCAAAGAAAUCUCCACCGCAACAAAAAUUGUCUCAAACGACUUAUCCGCCGCCGCCGUCGAAGCUAUCAAGCUCAAUAUCAAAUACAACCAAGUUGAAAACAUCGUUCGACCCAACGUCGGCGAUGCGCGUGCAUACAUGUACAGUCUCCAAGGCGAAACGCAUACAAACGACGGAACAGGGAAGAAGUUUCACGUCAUUGAUCUUGAUCCCUACGGCACUGCGGCGCCGUUUCUAGAUGCUGCUGUUCAGGCUGUUAAUGAUGGGGGUAUGCUAUGCGUAACGUGUACUGAUGCAGCUGUCUUUGCGUCAACUGGGUAUCCCGAAAAGACUUAUGCGUUGUAUGGAGGUAUCCCCUGUCGAUUACCGCAUGGACACGAAAUUGGACUGCGACUUAUUCUGCAUGCUGUCGCGAGUUCGGCAGCAAGAUACGGUCUUGCUGUUGAACCUCUUCUUUCUCUGUCUAUUGAUUACUACGCUCGAGUCUUUGUGCGUAUUCACAAGUCGCCUAUCAACGUCAAAGCCUUGGCUAGUACCACCAUGUUAGUAUUCAACUGCGAUUCUGGAUGCGGUGCAUGGUCCACGCAAUAUCUGGCCGGCACAAAGGUCAAGCAGGGGAAGAAGGACGGUCAAAUCUUUCAUAACUAUGUCCUAGCCCAAGCACCCACGACAUCACCGCGUUGUGAACAUUGUGGGUUCAAGACUCAUCUGGCCGGUCCGAUGUGGGGAGGACCAUUGCACAAUCCCCAUUUCAUCCAAAGAGUGUUGGACCUUGUGCCUGAAUCAGAUCCGAAUGUCUAUCAUACCCUAGAUCGAAUUGAGGGGAUGUUGACAACUGCUCUGGAAGAAGAUUUGGAUCUGAGUCCACCUUUCGAGUCUGACGAAACGACCGCAAAGGAAACCACAGAAGAGCUUAAACCGGAGGAAGAAUCAGCCAUCAUCCCGCGCAUGUCACCACACCUAAAAGAGAAAUUCCCUUUUUUCGUCAGUCUGAGCGCUCUCGCAAAAGUCCUCCAUGCACAAACGAUACCCACAGACGCAUUCCGCGGCGCGCUGCACGGUCUCGGAUAUCGCACAACCCGCAGCCAUACACGACCCAAUAGCGUACGCACAGAUGCACCAUGGGACGUGCUAUGGGAAAUCAUGCGUGAAUGGGUUCGUCAAUGGUGUCCUCCUUCUAAAGAUGUCAAUGGCGAGAAAUAUAAACCCGGUACACCGGCAGCGGGGAUUAUGAGGAAUGAUAGAUCGCACUUUGAUGGAAGUAAUCCGUUGAAUGUAUUGAAGAAGGAGGUGCAAACUGCGCUGGAGGAAGGGAAGGAUUUGGCUGAUCUUAGUAUGAGGAUCGAGGCGGCUCUAUAUCGAAAAGGGAGGACUAGUCCUCCUUCCGCGGAACCUACUACCACCACGACAACUACAGCAGAAAAUAAAACGGAAGAGAGACCGCACCCGAGUACGUUGACAAUAAAAUUCGAUGAAUCAAAGGGUAAAAAGUUCUCGACUGAAAUGGGUAGAGGGAGGAAGAAGGUGGUACGGUAUCAGAUGAAUCCGGAGUUGAAUUGGGGGCCUAUGAGUAAAGCGACGGGACAUUAG
Messenger RNA from Talaromyces stipitatus ATCC 10500, 3294 nucleotides. Its product is annotated as N2,N2-dimethylguanosine tRNA methyltransferase. Gene Ontology annotation, molecular function: RNA binding. The coding region runs from base 1 to 3294 and encodes 1097 amino acids. Gene Ontology annotation, biological process: tRNA N2-guanine methylation. Gene Ontology annotation, cellular component: nucleus; membrane. NCBI's taxonomy places the organism in Eukaryota, Fungi, Ascomycota, Eurotiomycetes, Eurotiales, Trichocomaceae. The record is from RefSeq and is a predicted model, not a curated record. The transcript has 3 exons.